AGUCCUGCUGCAGGCUGAAUCUGUAGACACUGGAGCUCUGUCCACCUACAGUAAGGCUGAGCAGAGGCUACAUGCUGACCAGGUUGUGCUGCGUGCUAUGGCAGAGGGAGUGUCUCGUAUGAAGGACUUGAGGGAAAUAGGCCAUAAUCUGUCCCACAGAUUGGGCCAGGCUGAGAGUCUGAAACUGGAUGUUAUGCAGACCGUGAUUGAUUCAGAGGAGCAGUGGAAAACUAUACUGCUGUCUAUAGACCAACACAGGAGUCUCCUCCGGGGCGACCCCGAGCUCUCGUCCUCUCUUCUUGUCCAGAGGCAGCAGGCUCGCUCCACAUUGGCCAAUCUCCAGCAACAGAUUACCCAGCUCCCCCAACUCUUUCCCUGGCCUGGCUUGGCCCAAAACAGACAGGUCGCCAAACAGGCCCGGACCCUGCUAGAUCAGGCCAUAGCCCUGGGGCCAGUUUUCUCUGACUUGAAGUCCCAGAGGAAGAAUCUAGCCCAGGGCACCAGGGACCCCCAUUGGGAAGACCAUUCCUGGGCUCCACUAGAGGACUGCCAACCCUUCUUGGUGAACAAACUCCAGGGAAUAUGUGACAGUCUUGAAGGGCGUGCCCAUAAUGAGGAUCUCUGUGGUCAGCUGGCACAGGAGUGCCGCCACACCUUAAAUUCACUCCAGGAGAAAAUGUUGGUUAUUGAGUCCCUGCCAAGAGACACUAGCGGCCUGGAAACGGAUAUAGGGGCGUUGGAGGCUUUGCAAGAGGCUGUGGGUUGCACAGAAAACGACAUUGUGGCGCUGGAGUCUCUUAAGGACAUCCUGCUUGCCAGCUGUACCUCUGAGGGUCAGGCCUCUUUGUCUCAAGAGAUCGAAGACCUCCAGGACCAGAGGAAGGAGCUAGAGAGGGGCAUCAGCUGGCUGGCUCAACUACAGGCAGAGGAGCAGAUAGCCCAGAAAGAUCAGCCGGUCCGAAACGAGGUUGCCCACAUUCAGGGUGCUCUUCACGGUUCGGCUGUGUAUUUAGGGGACGACCCGGAAACAACAGGACUCACUGACAUCAGACUGCUCCAGGAACGCUGGGACAACCUACAGGACUUUGACCAGAGCCUGAAGAAGAUUGUGGCACGGCUUCAUCAACUCGAAGGAGAACUUGGGUCAGAAGACAUACAUGAAGAAUUUCCAGCCCAUGUGACUUCGGCUGUGGAUGCAGUGGCCAGAGAAUUAGACAGCUUGUGUUUCUCUCUAAAUGAACGGAUGCAGCUGUGUUCAGAUGGGAAUGCUCAUAGACUGUGUAGGGCCAUCCUUGAAAUGCAGCAGUGGACCCAGACAGCACAGUCUAAUCUAAAACAUUCAGUUCAGGUCACUCUGAACACAAGGAAGCAACUCCAAGGGACUCUAAGGGAGACUUUGUCACAGCUAGAAGUUCUAUUGGACUGUGUGGGUAGGAAGAAGCUUGAGGAAAGGCCUGGGAUGGCCUUUAACAACAGUGCAGCUCUCUUCACAGUCUUGGCCCAAUCUCAGGUCUCCCCUGUGAGCACAGAGAGGGAUGAGGACAAGAAGCUAGGAAACACACCUGAUAAUGCGUCGUCUUGCAGCAAGGCAUCUCUGUUGUCACCCGUCAAGAAACUGACACCAGGCAGGACCAUGCCCAUGUAUGCUAAUAUUGACUCAGCAAAGGCUUUGGAGAAAGAGCAGGCUGGAAUCAGAGUGCAAAGUCAAAGAGCCUAUAAUGGACGACCCACAGAUGCUCGUAAAGAUACUGCCAAAAAAGCGAUGAGAGACCCUGAAAUGUACGUGGAGAACAAAGAAUACGAUAAAGACUUGGUUGCGGGCUGGGGUACAAAGGAAGACAGUGUUAUCACAGGGAUGGAAGAUGAGGAUUGUCUAAUCCAAAUUCCCAUGGGAGAAACCAUAACCCAAACUCACAUCGCCAGCCCUGAUAUCUCCACCGCUUUGGCGACGCCAGAGAUUCUGGGCGCUCGUCUAUGUGGGGAUAAUGUAACUAACACAACAGCUCACCAUAAAGAACGACUGGCUAGAGAGGGAACCUCAUCUCAGACCUCCCCUCAAUCCCAGUCAGACGCCAAAACACCAGGCAGAUUGUCAGGGACUGGAGGUGGAACUGAAACAAAGAAAGUGGUUACACUUGUUUUUGAUAUGGAGGUACCGCCUCCUCAGUCCAAAGACAUUCAAACCAUAGAGCCUCCUUGUGGCACUGGCUCAGGCAUGUCUGGGAACUUUGUUUCAAAACUGACUGAUAGUUCUGUCUCUGUCAGAAUCAAGGACACCAACAGUGGGGUUCACAUGUCUAAGUGCAGGGGAUUGGAGAGGGCUGAUAUUAUGAGCUCCGAGUCCGAUGGCCCCAAAAAGAUGAGUUGGAAGAGCCCCUCUGUUUCAAAGAACACAGAAUCAAAAGGACUUAAAUCAGAGUGUGAGCAAUCACAGGGCCCCAAAACAAAUAGUCUGGAAUUGAAAGAACCCGAAUUGAGCAGUGCAGAGUCUAACUCUGCUAAUUCAAUGCACACAGUGUUACAGAAACGUACUUAUUACUCUGACAUUACUGAAUCACCAAGUGUUGAUGAUGACAUCAUCGUCACAGCCUCCAAAGACACCAGGCAGACAGAACUGAAAGACCAAACAACAGUAAACAACGGAGCCACUGACAUCAGAAUGGAGAUUACAGACAUUAUCUGUAUAAAAGACGGUACAGAUGACAGACAGACUGUGAGCAAAGACACUAGGAAUAUGGUUGCUACCGAAUUUCAACAGGGGAAUGUUGUAACAGAGAUGGCCGCCUCACGGUCAGACGCCACACGGUCAGACGCCUCACGGUCAGACGCCUCACGGUCAGACGCCUCACGGUCAGACGCCACACGGUCAGACGCCACACGGUCAGACGCCUCACGGGCAGACGCCUCACGGUCAGACGCCACACGGGCAGACGCCACACGGGCAGACGCCACACGGGCAGACGCCACACGGGCAGACGCCUCACGGUCAGACGCCUCACGGGCAGACGCCACACGGGCAGACGCCACACGGUCAGACGCCUCACGGUCAGACGCCUCACGGGCAGACGCCACACGGUCAGACGCAGCAACACCGAUGUCUGCAGCAACAGAUAUCGAGCCCCAAGAGAGGAGAGAAGGGAAGGUUCCACAGGAACAGGAGGGUAAAGUCGAAUGGAUUACUUCUGUCCUGACUGAGGAACGGGUAUCAGAAGCUGUGACGGAGGUGGUGAGAUUUGGGGCUACAGUGUUCCCAGAGGUCUCGCACCACAGGUCCGCCAUGCAACGCAUUCUCUCUGAGAUCCAAGGCAUGGUGGAGAGGAGAGACACCUUCAAGGGAGGCCAGGGCAUGGAGGCGUCUUGGUACCUGGAGCCUUCAUCCAGAGAACCAGAGAUCCGACUUGUGGGCACUGUUCUAAGGGUUCUAAGAUGCCGCUACCAGCCAGCCCAGCUCAACCCUGCCUGGAUGGCCCUGCAACUGAAACAGGCUGAGGAGUGGAAACACUACCUGCUUGAGCAGGUAGCCAUGAUGAACAAUGUAGGUAAGGCCGAAGCCUCUGACCCAAAGGGCACCAAAAAUCUGGACGGGCAAUGGAGUGCAGCCCUACUGGAUGCUUCAGCCACUGUGCAGAUCAAAGAGGCUCAGCUCCACCUGGUCACAGAGUACCAAAGGCAGACACAGGCCAUCCAAAGCAAUUUGGAGAGAUGGGCAGCCGAGUUUGAAGCACUACAAUUGAAAACUCUGGGAAGCAGUGCCCUUUUGGCUGAAAGACUACAUACUCAAUUAUGUAGCAUGGGACAGCAGAAAGGAAUGAUCGGGGAGCUGUUCCAAGUUUGUUGCCAGGUUUCUGCUCACUUGAGUGAAGACGAGCGGUCAGGGAUGCUCCUUGCUCAGCUGGGGGAACUGCAGGAGAAAUGGAGGUUUUUGGAGGGGGCUGGGAAUAGAGCCCUGAGGCACAUUACCAUCAGUUUUUCUCAGUCUUCUAUGCUUCUAGAAGAGGCUGAGCAGCUGAAUGGCAAGCUUCAGGCUUUUCAGAAGUCCAUCACCCUCUUACAGUCCUCAAAAUUGCAGCAUGACGUCCAUAGAGUGUUACAGCUGACUUUCAUGACAGCUGACCUGAAAGCCUUAAACCAGAAGUACCUAUGCCUGCAAGGGAAAUCCGAGGCAUUUAUCCAGUGUUUUCUUGGGAAGAAGGAGAAGGACAAUAUGGAGUGUACUCUUCAGGAAUUGGGCAUGUUACUUGAAUCUACUCAGAGUUUGCUCUAUGUUCAGCCACUCUCCAUUGCAAACCCCUGCUUGGCUAAGAUCACAAAGCAGAUGCAGGACUUGAUAGUGUGGGCCAAGCAGACAGAAUACCAUAUCACAGCAGGUAAAAACCUGUCUCUCUUUCCUGAAGAGGCCCGUCUCCAAAUUGCCAGUAUGAGGAAACUGCAAUCUGAAAUUUUGGUAAGACAUUCAAAUGUGCACUCCAAAGUUGAGGACCUGAAAGCACUUAUUUCAGAUGAGAGGGAAAUUGACAAAGUAAUUGCUUCAUUGAAGACCUUGGAGGAUCUCUAUGAAACAAUCUCAGAGACUUCUGCUUGUACUCUGAAUGAAAUGGAGUCUGUUUUGGAGGAAAGAGAGAAGAUGCUGGGUCAGAUCUUGAAAGUAAACACUUGGCUUGCUGUGGGAAAACAUGAGAGAGAAGUCACUGCUGGUGUUGAAAAUGUAUCCAAAGACACGGUCCAAGAUUUGGAAAGCAAGUUACAGUUUCAAAAGGAUGCCAUCAAGGAAGCAGAAAGACAGCUAGCUGUCACAGAUGCCCUUUUGGGGACUUGCAUGGAGGUCUGUUUGGGGUUGAGUCCAGCUGAGAUCAACUUUCUGAUCAAUUGGCUCACAGGUCUCCGGACUGAGGUGGACAUAGUGUUGGCCCAUGAGAAAGCAUGCCACUGGGAGCUGGAAGAACUGAUUCAUGCCUGGACUUUUUCGGCUGAGGAAUUAGGUGACAUCCAGAUGAGCGUGCAAGAGAUAUGUGCCAACCUGGACAAGCAGGAGUUCCCAGUGACAAAAAACUCUCUCUAUACCAUAGAACCGUUGAUUCACAUGCUUUUGGACCACCAAUGUCAGACCCAUGAGCUCCAGUACUGCCAAGAGACCCAGAAAAGUGUCCAGUUGCAAACCAUUGGCAAAUUGCUGGAGAGGACAAAAACUCUUCACAAUCAUGCUUUGGAAUACGAGAAGUACCUGGGAAACCGGCAGGGCAUCGUAGACUACAAGGAUGUGGUAAAGGAGCAAGCCCAGGGCGUCAUAGACAAAAAAGUCAGCGUAGGGGAAAGGUUUAGGCUUUGCCAGGUUAUGCUGGUGGAACUUCCUCUGGUAAAAGUCCUUUGUCAUGAUGUAGCGGACCAGUUUGAAGCCAUCUCCCAAGACUUACAUUUGUCAGAGAGAAAGUUACAAAUCUCGGAGAGGCAGUGGAUCCAGCAAACUGUUGAAAAUCUAGACUCCUGGGAGCUAACCACUAUGGAAAAUGCAAAACAACUAGAGCUACAGCUUCUUGAGGGUCUUAAAUUCUACACUGAGCUUCCUGCCACUAUUGACCUUCUGCAACAGUUCAGACAAGAGUUGAUGGAUUCUAACCCGGUUGAGCCAGAUAUUACGGCUAUCAGAUUAUUGCUUCAGAGGUGCUGGGUGAUCUGGAGGAACAUGGAGUCUGGCAUGCGGGUCUUGGACGCUUUGGGGCAGAGAGAGAAAGUGGACAUAAGCCUGUGUGAAGAGCUGCACUCCCUGAGGAAUGAAGUUGUGGACAGGUGCCAAGCACGAAUGGAGAGUUUGUCCCAGGCCCGGGAAUCCCUGAAGCACUAUCACUGGGCUGCCAAAGAGGCGGUAGCCUUCCUCUACCAAGCAGAGAACAUGUUCCUGUCACCCCCGGAUGGAUUUCUGGAUUGCACAGAAGAGCUGCGGCAUACUGAAGAUGCCUUAGCAUCUCUUGGUCAGGGCCUCCAGGCGCACCUCAGCCAUCUUUUGGAGCUGGCACCCCAGCAAGCCUGUCUCUCGUACCAACAGAUGGAGCAGCUCCACAUCCGUCUUCUGAGCCAUCUGUUCGUGGAGAGGGCCACACUUGAGGCCCAGGUCGAGCUCAGGAAGGAGGCCUUGCAAAGAUGUGCAGACAGACAAAUGCUCAACAGGAAGUCUCUUGAGGAGUUGAGGCAGAUCCUUCAGGAUGGCGAAUCGAGGCUCUCUCAGUGUGCUGCUCAGGAAGUGACCUCAUACGCCAACUUUGUUGACCAACAGGAAAGAGCCAAGGUGCUGUCAAAGGACGUGCUGUCUAUAGCUAGGAGGCUGGAGUGUCUGAGGGUGCUGUGCCCUCUACAUGGAUGCUGUGUGGGUACUGAGGGGGCACUGGGUGCCCUCUGGAGGCGCUGGGCAGCACUGCAGCGUAGCGUUAACCUCCUACUUGCACACCUGGAGCAGAGAGGGGCAGAGUGGAGUGACGUUACCAAGAGUAUGGCUCAAUGCAGCAGUGCUCUGGAUAAGCUGCAGGAUGAGCUGCCGGAACCCGCGGUGUCAGCUUUGGCUCAGGGCGAUCCACUGGUUCUGCUAGGGCAGAUGGAUCAGUGCCAGGCUGCGCUAGAACGGGAGCGGCGAACCCUGGCCUUCCUGGAGUGCCGGCUGUCCCAGCUCCUGGGCAUGUACAAGCCUCAGGAGGCAGCUAGCCCCGUCCCAGUCUGCCAAGUGCUGAGAGACCUGCAGCAGCGCCUUGAAAACCUAAGAGAGCAUAUCGUGCUGGUCCAAAGCAGGGUGCUUUCAGAGGAGCAGGAGCGGGAUCAGGAGCGAAUUGGGGAGUUAAAACAGCAAGUAGUUAUCCUGCUCUCUGUUCUGGAGACCCACCCCAGCACGCACCAGCUAAAGGAUGUCAGUGUGGAGUUGGAUACCCUGAGGGCCAGCUUACAGUCCAUCGUGGAGUGUGUCUGGAGAAAGUAUGCUCCCCUGGUACCCCUGGAAGUGGAGAGGCUGCUGCAGGAGGUUACCAGCUCUCUCCAGGACAUGGAGGAGAAGGUUGACCAUGCCCUAGAGAAGAACAGGUCACUCUCUAGACUUAGUGGCAGGAUGGCAGAGGUCCGUGUCGGGCUAGAAGAGGUCCAGACAUUGCUGCAUCAGAAGAGCCCCUCUGUAUCCGAGGCUGAACGUGUGUUAAAGUUGGUGUGGGACCACUUGGAACAGUGGCACAGCCGGCUGGCCCUCCUCGAGAGUGAGGUGCAGGAGACGGCAGAGGAGGAGCCGGAGUGGGCCCAGCUCCUCAUGGACCAGCUCACCCAGCCGCUUCAGCUCUACCAGGACACAGCCCAUCUGGCUGAGCAGCGUACUGCCUUCCUGAGCAAGAUCCCUGCUUGCCUCCAGGAGUAUGAGGACAUGAUCCACAGUGCUGGCGGCUGGAUAGAUGAUGCUCAGUCCUGGUUAGAAGCUCCCCGCGCCUACAACACAGCGCGGAGCCUCCAGAACCAGGCUAACACACUGCAGAUGGUGUUGGAUGACUCAGAGCGUAUCCGGGCCACUCUGAUGGGCUUUGGGCCUGUGCUGGAGCAGAUCUCUGCGGUGUGUCACAUCAGCGCCAUGGAGGACAGGCUAGUCCAGACUGAAUGUCAAGUCACCGACAUGCAGCAGAAGAUCAUGGGGCCAUUAGACAAGCUAAUGCACAUCACUCUGGAAGUGGAUGCCAUUGAAGCGGAGGUAAAGACGAUGGAGAAAAACGUGACCAAGAUCAGAGCUAUUUUAUCCUCUACUGAUGCGCUGAACGUCUCAUUUGAAGAACACCUCCACAACAGGCAGGUAAUCCUGGCCAACAUCCAGUCUAUGAGGAGGACCGUGGGGGAGAUAGAGGUGUGUAAGGCUGAACUCGAGCUACCACAUGGGGCAGAAGAGACCCUUACUGCCUUUUCCAGAGCCAUGCAACUCCUAGAUAGCCUCCAGGAGCUGGAGCAACUCACACAGGAGCAAAGCAAAGCACUGGAGGGCAAGAUGGGAGAAGAGCGGCAGACUGAGGAAACGGUGCCGUCAGCUGCUGUGUGUGUGACGGCAAAGCCCAGUGGCCUUACUGUGAGCAGCCAUCUCUGGGAUCCACACCCACUGGGAACUACCAGCGGUCAGAAGAUAGACCCUUUGGAAGCAUGCCUUUCUGAGGAAGAGGAGGAAUAUGAUGACGAAGAUGCUCACUCAUCAUCUUCUGACACGCUUACAUGCAGUUUUUCCGAGGACCCAGACGAGACUCUUAUGGACCAGAAACCUGCAGAAGCAGUGGCUCCAACUCCCCAGAUAUUGACCACUAUGUCUCAAGAUCACACCAAUGCUGUCUCUAAGACUAAUCCAGUAGACAUGGCAACUGGGUCCGUAAUGAAACCUAAUGGGUCAGUUACCUUGGAAAUUGAUAGUGGUCAGUUGCAAGAUUCCACUAUCAACUGCCAAAACGAUCUGUGCAGGAUAUGGCACCUCCUUCACACUUGGCUGUCAGACAAACUCAACACUUUGAGGGAUUUUCCGGAGGGACGUCUGCAUGCGGCUGCAGCGUCAAGGGGAGAGCGAGCUGGCUGUGGCUUCGGUUGCCUGAGAGAGAUGCAGAUGUGUACUUUAAGUCUCCAGCAUCUCAGAGACAGAGCAAGUGCCCUCUCCUCUGCCAGCUCCGAGAAUGACGGCCGUCCCGUGUUGGAUACGGAGCUCCACAAAGCUCUGUGCGGGGUGGAACAUUGUCUGGAGACACUCAUGGAUCUGUUGCUUGGUCCCACCGUGUCUAUGAGCACCAUGGAGGACUGUCUAACACUGCUACUGAUGGAGUGCCUCUCAGCAGAGCUGCCAACCCUGGUUGAGGAGCUGAACAACAUGAGCUCAGUGGUUAAUAUAAACCAGCUGGCUGAAUCACCAGUGACCACAGCCAAGUGUAUAACCUGUCGUCAGGCUUGUCUCCAAACAGCCCAGUCAGCCCUCACUUCCUCACUGAACCGGCUAGAAACACAACUGGGUCACAAUCAGAAGCAGGCGGAGCCACGGGACAGCAACGUGUGUGUGUAUGAUGACAUGCCACCUGGACAGAGUGGUCCAAUCACACACAUCAAAGAUGUCCCCGUGCCGGAGUGUGUUGAGGCCGUGGAGUUGCGGCGGGUCUCCCAGGCCCUGCUGCAGGGGUUCGCCAGUCUGGUGGAGAUGGCCAGAGAGCGCCUGGCACACAGCCAGGACCGCCCCGCACACAGCCAGGACCGCCCCGCACACAGCCAGGACCGCCCCGCACACAGCCGCACGCAGCUGCAUACUCUGAUCAGCAGCUACAAAAAGUUGUUCCAGGUCAUAGGGUCCCAGCUGGCUUUGGUGCAGCUGCUGUUCAGGUGUUGGCCACAUGGGGCGCUGGUUAGUCACGAGGAUGAAGUGGUCCGGCUGGAGCAACAGGUCACCGCUCUGCAGCAACAGGCUCUGAAACAGGGAGCCGACAUGCACAGAAUGCUGCAGGACUGGACACAGUGGGAUGAGGAGUGUAACCGGCUGAACAAGUUGGUGGAUGACAUGGAAGCCCUCAUCCCUUGUGAGGGUCCCAUUGAGGAAGAAGAGGAUGAAGAGGGGCUGCUACAGAAAAGACUGGACGCCUGUCAGCUAGUUCUGGCCAUGUUAGAGGAGAGCCGGCCUGCCUUGGGCUCAGUCCUGGACCAGGCGAAGGCUCUGCAGGCCAGGGGAAUCCGUACUGGGGUCGGCAGCACAGGGAGCGUCCUGGAGCUGCGCUGGAGGGCACUCCUCACCAAGGCGGAGCAGGAAAACCAACGCACCUGUGACAUCAGAGACAACUGGACCAGGUUCCACAAAGAAACUGGGUUGCUCACUGAAUGGUUGGGCUGUGCUAACGAACAACUGAAGACAUGGUUAAAUCUGCCCAACGCUACGCUGCAAGACGAGGAGCUCACACGCACAUAUCUCAUUCAACUACUGGGGUUUUCAGUGGAGCUGGAAAUCAGGUCCUCUGAAAAGGCCUCUGCCCUCAGGGCCGGAACGUCACUCCUACAGCUGAAGGAGGCUGAAGCACCGUGCCUGCGCACACAGAUGAUGCACCUGGAACAAACCUGGAGUGAAGUGACGUCUGCACUUCCCAGAGCCCAUGAAAGACUUCACCAGCUCCUGUUGGAGGGGUGGCCACCAUGUCAAGUGUUGUCAGGCUUGGAGGCUUGGGUGAUGGAGACAGAAGCCAGGCUGGAGGAGCAGGGCCGUGAAACUAGCAAGGCCUCCCAUGAUGCAGAUCAGCUCAGACACAUUCUCCAGUACUACCAGGGGUGCCAGAAAGGCAGUAUCAGUGGGCAUCUCAUCCUGGAUUUCCUGUGUGAUUCCGGACCGCAGGCAGUGUCAGACAGUCCUGCUUGCCUCUCUGAGGAGCGCACACUCCUUGCUGAGCGAUUGGGAGCCCUCAGCCUCAGCUGGCUCCUCCUAGAUGGGAAGCUAGGCAGUCAGAUGCGCCGUGCCGAAGAGCUGUUCCGUAGCUGCACGGACCGAGAGAAGCGACUGGGUCGGGUGCUCACCUGGGCCGUGAGGCAGAGAGAGAGGAUGAGGGAGUGGCAGGCACCUGUCAGUCAGACGCAGGUGGGAAGGGCCCUGCUUGCGUGGGAGGCCGUGGAGGAGGAACUGAAAGACGUGUGUGUGGAGGUAGAGGAGCUGCGGGUGCUGUGUGAGGGAACAGAUCGGGAGACAUGGUCUGCAGACUCAGUCAACCAGGUCUUCACAGAAUUAAGCCAGCAGAUUGGCAGUCUGAGGCCUGCUCUCCAGCAGGUACUGGACCAGUGGAGCCAGUUUGACAAAGACCUGGGUGAGGUUUCCCUUCACACCUGUAGGCUGCGCUUUAGUCUGAAGCUUAGCAGUGGUUCCCUGGUCUCCUACAACCAGGUCAGCAGGUGUGUGGAACACUUACAGGGCCUCCAGGCAGAGGCCAGGAAUGGGGAGGAGAUGUGGGCUUCUCUGGAUCUAUCUUGUACAGGCCUAAGGGGUCUGGUUAGUCCUGGAGCAGCCCAACUCCUUAUUGAGAGACUGGAGAUGCAGAGAUCAUUGUGGAAAGCAGUAGUGCAGGAGGUGGACGAGGAGCUGUCAAGGAUGAGGAAUCUGCUGUCCGGUUGGCAGGAGUACAGCCUCAAGUUCGAACAUUGCGCUGUGAACCUGAAACGCCUCCAGGACCAGUGGCAGGGGCUGCUCAGCUCUUUGUCGACGCCACCCCACGCCACAGGUGCCCUGGUUGAUGCCAUUAAGCAUCAGCAGGUCAGAUUAGAAGAUGUUCAAAGCUGUCUAAAGGAGGUUCUCGUUGCCUCAAAGCCUCUAACUGGACAGAUGGAGCCACUAGUCACAUCCUUCAUCAAAUCCGAGACCAGGCUGUUGUCACACGACCUGGUGCUGCUGAGUCAGGCAUUGUCAAAGAAACAAGCACAGCUUCAGGAGGAGUUGGAUCAACGUAACACCAUCAGCAGCAGUAUGGAGUCCCUGGAGCCACAGCUGGGGGCCUUGUAUCACAUGCUCAAUACCCAUGUCUGCAACAUGGACAGUGUGAAGUCUGUUCUGAUCGAACUGAGACAUCUGCGUCCUGCAUUGGAUGACCUCACCGAGUCCAGCUUCUCUUUAACUCUGGAUGACCCGGAAGCAGAUAGACUACAGGCCCUGACGAGGAAGUGGGCGCAAGUCCUCACCUGUGCCUCCCAUAUGUACAGAGAUAUACAGGCUGAGGCCCAGCACUCUCAGAGCUUUGAGCAGAAGUGGGGCAACUGGAUGAGCUUCCAGGAGAAGAUGGAGGAGGAUUUAAAACCAGACAUUUCUGGACACUAUUCCGGUCUUUGUGACCAGCUGGCAAUUCAUCAGACACUCCGGAUUGAGGUGUUGGCCGGGGACAAAGUCUUCAGAGAGCUCAUCAGCAAUGCAUUGAUUUCAAUGGAAGACACCUCAGAAGAGGAAAGCAGGCCUGACCUCACCCUAAAGCUGGUGGAGAUGAGAGAGCGUUGGCAGGGGGUUGUGAGUGCUGAACAGCAGCGAAGGAGCCUGGUGCAGAACAGGUUGGCCCAGUGGCGUUUUGUCAACCGCUGCAUGAAGAGGCUAAUGAGGCUGUUAAGAGACAUAGAGGUCUUACUUCCCCCUGCUACUCUGGCCCUUUGUACUCUGCAGCGGCUCCCUGGUGCCUUCAUGGACUUGAAGCGCGUUGAAGAGACUCUUCUCCAGCAAGAUGUCCUCUACAGACAGACACUAGAGGUGGGGGGGCUGCUGCACACCUGGGCGGAGCCACACACCCUGGUCCAGAUACAAAGGGACCUAGAGACCUUGCAGGAGGCCUGGGACCACACCAGGGAACUGCUGGGGGAAAGGAAAACCCUGCUUGAAAGUGUUGUUCAGAACUGGAGCCGCUGUCAGACCAGACUAGCCGAUAGCGCACACAGACUGGAGCAGCUCAGAGACAGGCUAAACCAGCCGCUGCCAGCGAUGCAGGAGGAGCUACAAUGUGAAGAGAAGCUCACAGAGGAGGACAAGGCCUCUUUGGAGCUGUGGACCGGUGGAAUGAAGGAGCUGUCCACCAUGAAGACGGACCUUUCCCAGUACAUCCUGUCCGGGGACGCCACCCUGCUACAAGGACAGGUGGAGCAGCUGCACUGCCAGUGGGAGGAACUCUGUCUGAAGGUAUCCCUACGCAGGCAGGAGAUAGCCGACCGCCUGAGCGCCUGGACCAUCUUCAACGACAAAAACAAGGAGCUGUGCGAUUGGCUGACCCAGAUGGAGAACAAGGUGUCACACAGCGGAGACCUGAGCCUUGGGGAGAUGCUGGAGAAGCUGAAGAAGGACUGCAUGGAAGAGAUCAACCUGUUCAGCGAGAACAAGAGUCACCUGAAACAGCUUGGGGAGCAGCUGAUGUUGGCCAGCGACCGGGCAAAGCAGGACCAGCUCCAUGGCACCCUGAGGGAUGUCAGCGACCGCUGGCAGCACCUGUUCAAACACAUAGAGGCCAGGGUGAAGAAGCUAAAAGAGACCCUGGUUACCAUGCAACAGCUGGACAAGAACAUGAGCAACCUGCGUUCGUGGCUGUCCGGUAUCGAGACCCAACUGGCCAUGCCCGUCACCUACAGCAUGUGUCACCACCAGGAGAUCCAGAGGCAACUUGCCCAACAGCAGGAGCUUCAGCGGGACAUCGAGCAGCACACAGAAGGCGUGGCGUCCGUCUUGACACUGUGUGACGCCCUGCUGCACGACGAGGAUGUUUGUGGGGGCGAUAGCGACCCCCUCCAGCAGACCUCGCGCAGCCUGGACCAGCGCUGGAGGGCCAUAUGUGCCACGUCCCUGGAGAGAAGACUUCGAAUCGAGGAGACCUGGAGGCUUUGGUGUAAGUUCCUGGAUGACUACUCUCGCUUCGAGGACUGGCUCAAGGUGGCCGAAAGCACGGCAGCCAACCCCAACUCAGAGAAUGUUCUCUAUACAGUUGCUAAGGAGGAGCUUAAGAUGUUUGAGGGCUUUCAGAGGCAGGUGCAGGAGCGUCUGACCCAGCUGGAGCUGGUCAAUAACCAGUACCGCCGUCUGGCCCGGGAAAACCGCACCGAUGGCGCCAGCUGCAUCAAGGCCAUGGUCCAUGAGGGGAACCGCCGCUGGGAAGCGCUGCACAGGAGGACGGCGGCCAUCUUACGCAGGCUCAAGCAUUUCACAGGGCAGAGAGAGGAGUUUGAGGGGACCAGGGAGAGCCUGUUGGUGUGGCUCACAGAGAUGGACCUGCAGCUCACCAACGUGGAGCACUUCUCUGAGACGGACGUGCAGCACAAGAUAAAGCAGCUGAACGGCUUCCAGAGGGAGAUCACCCUGAACACGGAGCGUAUUGACAGCUUGAUCGUGUUUGGCGAGGGCCUGAUCCAGAGGAGCUCCCCGCUGGACGCCGCGCUCAUCGAGGACGAGUUAGAGGAGCUCCACUCCUACUGUCAGGAGGUGUUUGGCAGGGUUGUCCGCUUCCACCAGCGCCUCACGCAGCCACGGGUGUUCAAAGAGGAGCCCAAGGUCUCCGGUGGGGAUACCCCUCUGAAGGGGAGCUGUGAGCUCAUUGGACGUCCUUGGCUGCGGCGAAGUCAGAGUCAGGGGAGUGUCCCGGCCACACCCACCCACCUGUUGGUCCCGCCCAUGGAGGGUUCGGGCCGGGAGACACCUGUAAGCGUUUGUGACUCCAUUCCUCUAGAGUGGGACCACACAGGAGAUGUAGGAGGAUCUUCGUCACAAGAGGAUGAGGAAGAGAUUGAUAAGGAAGAGGGGAUUUACUACUGUGCCCUGUCAGUUCCACUUCGAUCUACAUCUGAGUCUCCCAGCUGGCACUCACCAGGCAGUCAAGACAGGAGGUCCCUCCGACUGGAAUCUACUGACAGCCGGGACCCUUUACCUACACACUCCAGCACCCCAUUAAAACAGGGCUAUGUGCAUCUGAUGUCAGAGUGCAGUGGCAGCAUCAGGAAUGUCAAGAGGGUCUCCCUGAUCCUGGAUAACGAGGAGCAGCCAGAGGAACAGGGACUCACUGGCUUGACAACGGCUGACAAACAAGCAGGGGUGAUCGAGCGCUGGGAGCUGCUGCAGGCUCAGGCCAGGAGCAACCUGCUGCCUGGCCCAAGGGAACCCCAGCAGCUGACCUCUGACCUAUGCGAGGUCACUUCCUGGCUGGGGCAGGUGAUGCCUGAGCUGGAGAAAGUGCUUUGUCUCGGGCCUCCCACCAGUAUCCAAGACAUGGAGGAUAGGGUCAAGCAACUGAAGGAGAUGCAGAAGGCCUUUGCCCACUACAAGGGUGUCAUGCUUUCGCUCAACCUGGCUGGUCGCCAGUUGCAGGAAUGUGGCAGUCCAGAGGCUCGGGAGCUAGAGGAGGGCUUGGCCAGAAUGAACCAGGACUGGGGGCUGACUUGCACUAGCAUGGAGGAGUGGGAGGACAGUCUGAGGACCACUCUCUUGCUCUGUCGGGAAUUCCACGAGACACUGCACUCCCUACUACUCUGGCUGGCCCACGCCGAAAGCAGACGCUACGCCGUCGACAUCAACCACCCGGACACGCCCCCGGAAACGCUGUGGGAGCACUGCAACACACUCACCAGCCUCCAGGAGGAGUUGAGAUCGAGACAGAGCCAGGUGGGUACGCUGAAGGGGCUUUGGAGGCAGCUUCAGCCAGCGGAGUUGGGGGGUGGGGAGGAGAGCGCAGAGACUCAGGAGAAGCUCCAUGUGACGUCCAACAAACUGCAGACGUUACUCCGCCAAGUAGCCAGUGACCUCCGAGUUUUAGAGGAGCGACUGGACUUCGGGACUUUAUAUGCAGUUCCGGCUGCAGCUCCAGCUGCACUUCAGAGUGAGGACGGAGAGAGUGAGGGAGGCAGCCAAUCCCCCACCAAUGCCAGUCCAGAGCAGGGCACCAGCGCAACACUGACCUCGGCUGACGGGAGUGGGGAGAAGAAAGACCCAACCCCACGUCGCUCCUUCUUCUAUCGCAUGCUGCGGGCUGCCUUUCCCCUGAACCUCCUUGUCCUCCUGGUCCUGGUGCUGACCUGCCUGAUUCCCUUGGCCGAGAACGACAACAGCUGCACCCUGUCCAACAACUUUGCGCGCUCCUUCUACCCCAUGCUGCGCUACACCAACGGCCCACCGCCCACGUGACUCACGCCUGCUCACAAAGCUCACCCGUCCACGUUCAAGUCUGCCUAGGAGCUGGAGAGAGGACGUUUCCACGCUCCAAAAACGGUUUUCACACAUCGGAUUUUAUACUUUAUUUAUUCCCUUAAAAAGCAUUACGGAUUCCCAAUUUCUGUGAUCCACCCAUUUGGAACUAUUUCCCCUGAUGCCUGUUAACAUUUCGGUUUCAAUAUUUGAAAGAGCACAGAAUGUGUACUAUGUCACAUUUUCAGACUUAAUGGAUUUCAGGAGUAUAUAUUUUAUUGUUUUCAAGUUGACGCUUGCACACUGUAGUGUAUGAAUCCAGAUGCAAAGAGAAGGCCUCACGCUUGGAGCACAGUGCCUCUCCGGCUAACCACCACGCAGCCACACUGCCAUUCAGUGCCUUAGACCACUAGGACCAUUUACAUUUCACAAGUAGGAAUAUCCUCAAAUGAAAACAGGACAAAUUAGUGCAAAAAUAAAUGUAUAUUUCCAUGGAUGCAUAGAGCACAAUCCAGAUAGGACACAAAGCCUCAAGAUAACAUGUGUACAGGAUGUCCUAAUACUAAUGGUCUUUAUUUUUCUGGCAAUCAACAUUGUCUUUUUGAAUGAAGAUUACAUGGGAGAAUUCUUUGGAGACUAUGGAAGAUUAUUUAAGUUGACGCUAAUGAGGAUGCACACUCACCAUCUCUGAAUUAAUCACAUGCAAAAUGGAUCAUUAUGGAUAAGGGGGUUACAUGCUGAAUAUUGGCAUGUUAGUUAAAAAAUGUGAUGUAUUCAAUUAUCUGUGUUUUUAAGGGAACUUUAAAAUUUAUUUAAGUACACUGCUAAUUUCAGCACAAUCAUCUUUAUUUCCUAUUCAAUAAAAUGAAACAUAAUAAUGCAAAAGUAAGUAAAGAUCAGUAAUUAAAAAAUAUACACCUGGGCUAAACAUGGCAGUUAUCAGUGAAUUGAAACUUUUGCACAGCUGCCUAGUUAAAAUCAAGGGGAAUCAUAGGGUAAGAGUUAAAUGCCCUGUUUGAGUAAACUUCCAAUUAAUGUUUAGAUUUUGUUCUCUUUUCCAAUUAUAAUGCUUUGGUUUAAUUAGAAUGUUAGAUAUUGCUCCAAAAACUGCUCAUUUUACAUUAGAAACCCAAUGUGUAUGAUGUCUCUGCAAUCAAUUAUUUGUAUUUUUUUGUUAGGGCCCAAGUCAUGUUUGAAUGAUGCCUUAUUCCCACUUGUAAACAAAACAUGCAAAAAACAAUAUGGGACAGUGGAUAAAUGUAAAGAAAUCAGAAAUUUUGUGUAAAGAAUGUAUAUUUGGA
This is a messenger RNA of Esox lucius (northern pike), 16926 nucleotides long. Its product is annotated as nesprin-2. NCBI's taxonomy places the organism in Eukaryota, Metazoa, Chordata, Actinopteri, Esociformes, Esocidae. Gene Ontology annotation, molecular function: protein binding. The transcript has 72 exons. Gene Ontology annotation, cellular component: membrane. The record is from RefSeq and is a predicted model, not a curated record. Bases 98 to 15625 code for a protein of 5175 amino acids.